Molecule: messenger RNA, 807 nt
Organism: Haemonchus placei
Lineage: Eukaryota; Metazoa; Nematoda; Chromadorea; Rhabditida; Trichostrongylidae
Source: the annotation of a GenBank genome assembly
AUGGGAAUUCAAUUUCAGGCGUCCGGUAUUGAUAGCAGAAGGAUUGGAGCAUGUCUGUUUUGCCAAGAAUUUUGGAUGGAACUCUAUGCACUAUACGAGAUUGGGGUAGCACGAGUUGAGGUGAAAACCGUGAACGUAAACUCAGAAGCCUUCAAAAAGAAUUUCCUGGGUGCUCAGCCUCCGAUCAUGAUCGAAGAGGAGAAGGAGGCCACCUACACGGACAAUCGUGAAAUCGAAGGACGAAUCUUUCACCUUGCAAAAGAAUUCCGCGUUCCUCUCUUUGAAAAAGAUCCCACUGUUGAAAAGCGGAUAGAAAGUCUUUACAGGAACUUCAAACUCUUUCUUCGUGCUAAAACUGAGUACGACAAGGAAAGGCGAGACAUUUCAUCGGUUGAAUCACUACCACCACAAAUCAAGACCCAUUAUAAUCGUGUUGUAGAGCAACUAGCUGGUAUUGAUCAGCUGUUGGCGGAUCGGCAAACUCGCUACCUCUUGGGUCCGUCAAUGACGGAAUAUGAUUGUGAACUUAUGCCCAGACUACAUCAUAUGCGUAUCAUCGGCCAGAGAAUGCUCAAUUUUGACUUCCCUCGCAAUUUAACCUACUUGUGGAAUUACGUACUGACCGCCUAUCGAACGGCCGCCUUCAUUGAGAGCUGCCCGGCUGAUCAAGAUAUACUGCAUCAUUAUAAGGAGCAACUAAAUAUGUUCACAAAUCAGCGUGAGACGCUACAGUCACCGACGAAGACACACACAAUUCCGGAAGAGGUGUUGAUGGACAUCAGAAGAAGUGGGCUGGAUCAAAACUGA